AUGGACUGUAACUGCGUCUCGGACCUGCUCUUCACUCCGCCGGUGCCCGCACUCUGGACUCCGGGCUUCGCCUUCCCCGACUGGGCCUACAAGCCCGAGUCUUCGCCUGGCUCCCGGCAGAUCCAGCUGUGGCACUUCAUCCUGGAGCUGCUCCAAAAGGAAGAGUACCAGGGUGUCAUUGCGUGGCAGGGGGACUACGGCGAGUUUGUCAUCAAGGACCCCGAUGAGGUGGCCCGCCUGUGGGGGAUCCGCAAGUGCAAACCCCACAUGAACUACGACAAGCUGAGCCGGGCCCUGCGCUACUACUACAACAAGCGCAUCCUUCACAAGACCAAAGGCAAGAGGUUCACCUACAAGUUCAACUUCAGCAAAGUCGUGCUGGUCAACUACCCGCUGCUGGACAUGGCCACAGCCCCCCUGCUGCUGGCCCCCGGCCCCUUUGGAGGCGCUGCGGGGCCCGAUGGGCCUCCCCUCACUCCCGAGACGUUACAGAGCCUGUUCUCCACCCCGCGCUUGGACCCCGGAAGUAGGACCCCUCUGUUUGCCCAACACCUCUCUGCCCCCGACACGGACAAGCUCCGGCUGGACGGGCCAUUUCCCUUCCUGGGCUCUGGUACUGCUGGCUACUCGAAACCCCCGGCCCUCCUGAGCCCCUACGGCCGCACCUUCCCCGAGUACCCCUGGAACUUUAACCCCUACUUGGCGAGCCCCUUCCCCAAGCUGCCCGCCUCUCUGUACCCCCCGCAUUUCUACCCCAACCCCCUAGCGGGAUCCUUGGGCCAGCUGCCCGCGGGGCCGGGGGGAGGAGGCCCUGCCACAGCCCCACUCCUGGCAGGCCCCACGGGAGACGGGCCCGGAUCCCAGAGGGCAAGCCUGGCCCCGGGUGCCCGUCUGGCCCUGCCGGGGACAGGGGUCCCCGAGGUUCCCUCUCUGGGGCCCAAGGAGGAAAGCGACUCGGAGCUGGAGGUGACCGACGUCAGCGGCUGCAGCUCGGACAGUGAGGGUGACGACGGCGCUCCGGGCCCCCCCGAGGGCCAGGGGGGCCGAGGCGGGCCCGGGAGCUGAGGGGACAGGGGACUAGGGCGCCGGGAAUCCUGCCUCCCUCCCCCGGGGGCCAGGGUCUCUUCCCCCACCUCCCCCUCCAAGCUCACCUCCCCGCUCCGCCCCAGGGCAAGGAAGGUACGGCUGGUCCCUUCCGUGCCCCAGCGAGCCGCCCCCACAUCUCGCCCUUCCUCCCCAGGCAGAGGGGCCGGGCUUCCCUCCCUGCCAGGCCAGAAGGGUCCGUCUCUCCUCUCCAAGCUGCUCUCGCGCCCACAGCCCAGCCCGGGACGGGCAGGGGACGCGGGGCCAUCCCUUCCCCUCCCUGGCUUGUCUCCUCUGCAAUGACCAGACUCACAGCGCCGGGGUCCGAGCUGGCUCCGAGAAGCCCUUCCUACACGGCCGGCCCCCCGGAGGAGAGGACACAGGGCAGCCUCCCCCAGACCAGCGGGCCGCUCGGUACCCUUCUCCCCGCCCCCCGGAGCCCGUCCUUCCCCCGGGCGCAGCGGACGCAGGCUUCGUCGUCACGAGGGCCGAGGGCCUGCUCCCCAGGUGCCCGGCGGGGCCGGGUCCGAGACGACCUCUUCCGGUUCUCGUGCACAAGCCUCCCCCUGCCCCAGCCCCAGCCCCAGGAGUCCCCAGCUGUACCCGCCCCCUUCCAAAGUGCAAUAUGGUGUCACCCCGGCCCCACCCACGUGUUUGUGAGCCCCGCCCCAGCCUAGUGGUCAUGUGCUUGUGUCUGAAGGAGGAGCUCCUUCGUGCCCACCCCACCCCGGGCCAGGGGGCUCAGAGCAAUAAAUCCGCCCGCCCCCCCGCUCCGGAAGUUUAUUACAAAAAUAAAAAAGGAGAAAAAACAACGGGCAAACUGAGUCACGUGUUGGGGGGGCGCGGACAGGACCCGGGACAGCUCCAGAAGGGCUCCAGAGCACUUUCUUCAGGGUUGACGGAAGGGGCUUGGCUGGAGACUCAACCCCAGCGGGCAGCGAGAGGACUCCGAGGACAGGGCCAGGUCCGGAGCCAGGCACUUGUGGCUGGGUGACCCCGGCCAAGUCACUGACGACCCCCCCACACACACAG
Messenger RNA from Monodelphis domestica (gray short-tailed opossum), 2115 nucleotides. RefSeq names its product ETS repressor factor like (gene ERFL). Gene Ontology annotation, molecular function: DNA-binding transcription factor activity, RNA polymerase II-specific; sequence-specific DNA binding. NCBI's taxonomy places the organism in Eukaryota, Metazoa, Chordata, Mammalia, Didelphimorphia, Didelphidae. The record is from RefSeq and is a predicted model, not a curated record. Gene Ontology annotation, cellular component: nucleus. Gene Ontology annotation, biological process: cell differentiation; regulation of transcription by RNA polymerase II.